AUGUUCGUUUCGUUCCGAUCCACUGCGCAAUACCCGAUCACCGACACGCUUCUCCACAAUCUAUUCAUUCCCAAGGGAAUUAAAUCGAUCAUCGAUAUGGCUGGGAACUUAAUCAGCAAUCUGGACCGAGCUCCUAUCUUGCUGAACCAAUUCGUAGCGAAGAACGUCUACAUCUCGGUGAAAGAUCUCCUCGAUAAGCUGCUUCAUCACUACAUUCUGCAAGCCAGACUUCAGUUCUUGUCGCUCAUCGGCGCUGUGAACGUUCUCGGAAACCCUGCGCAGUUCGUAAGCAGUUUGAGCCAAGGCCUCAAAGCCUUCUUCAACGAGCCAAUCAACGGGAUGAAGAAGGGCGGAAAGGAAUUUAUGGAAGGCGUGGGGAAAGGAACCAAGCAGCUCGUUUCGAAAACGACGUAUGGCUUCUUCAACUCGGUGGGGAAAAUCGUGGAUACGCUCGGAAACGGAGUGGAAACGCUGACCAAGAGCGAGUCCUACAAGCAAGACCGCGCGGCCGGGAAAUCCGGUCUGAUCCACGGCGUGAAGAGCGGAGUAAACGGGAUCAUUCGGGACUUGAAAGACCCGAAACGCGACGUUUUGAACUCGGUGGUUGGAAUUGUGACGAAGCCAUUGGGCGGACUGCUCGACGACACCUCGCAUUUAAUCGAUAAAGUGAAGGACAUCACGAACACCGAAGUGUUCCCGAUGAUGGUCCGCCUGCCUCGUUGCAUUGGGUUUGACGUGUGUCUGCAGCCGUACAGUUUGUACACGGCGAUCGGCAUGAAAUACAUGUGCAUUCUGAUUCGAAAAGAGGUCGUGAAUCUCCAAGACAAAUACGUGAUUCAUUGCCCUGUCAAUCAGGGCGCGCUGGUUUUGUUCUUCACCACGCAAUGCUUGCUUGUCAUCGACACCAAGAUCAAUCGCGUCACGUGGAAAGAGCCUUACCACUCCGUCAACAUUUUCGGAAUCGCUUCGCAUUGCAUUCUCGCGCGCAAAGUCGCGGCCAACUCCGUGAAAAUCAGCGACUGCCCCAUCACCUGCGUAUUCAACAACAACACUCUCUUCAAUCUCGUCCAGGCUUUUAUCAAGCUCUCUUGCAAGGAUCUCGGUCGCGAGGAAUUCAUGCAGUUCUCGAACCAAGUCAGCAUUUGCGUCCAGCAUUAUCCCAUCGAUUGCAAGAUCCCGCUGCGAGAACCGAUUCAGUCCUCGCCGAUCUCCAUCCCCAUCGAGCAGGCGACCAUCCAGCGAAUGAAUCCGAGCGAAGAUUCGAGCGAAAAAGUGGAGUGGAGCGUCGAAGGAUGCGGCUAUUCCUGGAACGCACAGACCACGAUCCAUGAUGUGCGGUAUCUCCAUCAAGUCGUGUUCACGACGGAAGCAAAGCCGGCGGGAAUGGAGCAGCGAGUUGCGAGCGAUGGCAGUGAUGAGGACAUUUUGAAUGAAUUGGCUGAUGUGCUGUCCCAAUACAGGUGCCUCCUCGUUCUAAGUCAUGUAGAUUAUAUUCUGAAAAAGGAAUAUUACGAUUUCCAGUCAUAG
Messenger RNA from Blastocystis hominis, 1527 nucleotides. RefSeq lists its product as hypothetical. Gene Ontology annotation, cellular component: extrinsic component of membrane. Gene Ontology annotation, biological process: protein targeting to vacuole; protein retention in Golgi apparatus. The record is from RefSeq and is a predicted model, not a curated record. NCBI's taxonomy places the organism in Eukaryota, Bigyra, Opalinata, Blastocystidae. The transcript is spliced from 3 exons. The coding region runs from base 1 to 1527 and encodes 508 amino acids.